Molecule: messenger RNA, 3699 nt
Organism: Carcharodon carcharias (great white shark)
Lineage: Eukaryota; Metazoa; Chordata; Chondrichthyes; Lamniformes; Lamnidae
Gene: grip2b
Product: glutamate receptor interacting protein 2b
Exons: 23
Coding region: 59-3193 (1044 amino acids)
Biological process (GO): neurotransmitter receptor transport, endosome to postsynaptic membrane
Molecular function (GO): protein binding
Source: RefSeq, a predicted model, not a curated record
AAAAAAGUAUGUAACAGAGAGGAGCUGAACAGUUCUUGUGAUUAAAUUGAUUCCAGACAUGCUGUGUGGGCUGAGGAGAGACUUACACUCAGACUUUGAUGAUGGCCCUUACGCAAAGGGGAGGAAAGAAACAGCAGCAGUGGAAACAACAGUGUGCUCAAGGAGGCAGAGUAUACCAGAGGAGCUGAAGGGAGUUACGGUGGUGGAACUCAUCAAGAAAGAAGGUUGCACUCUGGGGCUGACAAUAUCUGGUGGGACUGACAAAGAUGGCAAGCCACGAGUUUCUAACCUACGACCUGGAGGAUUGGCUGCCAGGAGCGACCAAUUGAAUAUUGGAGAUUAUAUCAAGUCCGUUAAUGGGAUUAACCUGACCAAACUACGGCACAAUGAGAUAAUCAGCCUCCUGAAGAACGUGGGAGAACGGGUGGUCCUUGAAGUGGAGUAUGAGCUCCCUCCUGUUGUUCCAGAUAGCAACUCAAAAAUUAUUCCAAAGACCAUUGAGAUCUCACUCUACAAAGAAGGGAACAGCUUUGGCUUCGUGAUGAGGGGUGGAGCCCAUGAAGACUGGAACAAAUCUCGUGCGUUGGUGGUGACCCAUGUGAGGCAUGGUGGGCCUGCAGAUAGGGAGGGAACGUUGAAAGUUGGGGACAGACUAUUGAGUGUGGAUGGAAUUCCACUUCACAGUGUCAGUCAUGGAGAGGCCCUGAACAUCCUGCGACAGUGUGGACAAGAGGCCAUCUACCAGAUUGAGUAUGACGUUAACAUCAUGGAUUCCGUGCUCAAUGCUUCCGGUCCUUUACUGGUGGAAAUCACAAAAACCCCAGGCUGCACACUGGGAAUGUCACUAUCCAGUGGCACAAACCGCAACAAGCAAGUCAUUGUCCUCGACAAGAUCAAAGCAGCCAGCAUUGUGGACAGGUGUGGGGCAUUGCAUGUUGGCGACCACAUUUUGUCGAUUGAUGGGAUGAGCACUGAGCACUGUACUGUGCUGGAGGCGACCCAGCUCCUAACCAGCACCUCCGACAAUGUUAAGCUGGAGAUCCUGCCAGUGCACCAGAGCAGACUGUCGCUGAAGCCAGCAGAGCAAGCUCUGGUCCCAGUCAGCUGUUCUCCUCCCUCUUCCGGCACAUCAGGUUUCAGUUCCCAGAACACAAACACUUUCUCGCGGAAUAUUCAUCCCAUGAGCCCACGAGCAACCAUGAUGAGGCGGAGGAUGAGAAGGAAAGAAUACAAGAGUUCAUUGUCACUAACCUCGAGCACAAUAGGCCCAGGAGGACAGAUCGUGCACACAGAGACAACGGAAAUCUUUCUGAAAGGGGAUCCGCUGAAUGGAUUUGGAUUGCAGCUUCAGGGAGGAAUCUUUGCCACCGAACCCCUCUCGUCUCCGCCACUCAUAAGGUUUAUAGAUCCAGACAGUCCGGCUGAAAGAUGUGGACUUGUGCAGGUGGGUGAUCGAGUGCUGUCCAUCAACGGCAUGCCAACUGAGGACGGGACCCUCGAGGAGGCCAACCAGCUGUUGCGAGACGCGGCUCUCUCAAACAAAGUUACCUUAGAGAUAGAAUUCGACGUGGCAGAAUCUGUUGUUCCCAGUAGUGGGACCUUUCACGUGAAACUGCCCAAGAAGAGAGGGGUUGAGCUUGGCAUUACCAUCAGCUGUGAUCGGAAGCCUGGAGAUCCACUGAUUAUAUCUGAUAUUAAAAAGGGGAGUGUAGCGCACCGAACUGGGACUCUGGAGCCUGGAGACAAACUCUUAGCCAUUGACAAUAUCCGACUGGAGAACUGCUCAAUGGAGGAUGCAGUGCAGAUCUUGCAGCAAUGUGAUGAACUGGUCAAACUGAAGAUCCGAAAGGAUGAGGACAACUCAGAUGAACAGGAAAGCACCGGUGCUAUUAUAUACACUGUGGAGCUGAAGCGGUACGGUGGGCCAUUGGGAAUCACCAUCUCUGGAACUGAAGAACCUUUCGAUCCCAUUGUGAUCAGUGGACUCACCAAGAAAGGCCUGGCUGAAAGGACCGGGGCCAUUCACAUAGGGGACAGGAUAUUAGCCAUCAAUACAGUGAGCCUUAAGGGCAAACCACUGAGUGAAGCCAUCCACCUGCUCCAGAUGGCUGGGGAGACGGUUACCCUGAAAAUCAAGAAGCAAGCAGACCGUUCUUUUUCAAAAAAGUCCAGUGCUGUGGGUGAGCUGAGUGACCCUGAAGAUGAACUCCCUGACUCCCAGAAGACCAGCAGACUCUCCAAAAUCCGCUCAAACACCAUUCCAAGCAUGGAUAGUGCCAUGGAAUCGUGGGAUGGCUUGGGGGUUGAAGGAGCCUUUGGGAGCCAAGGUCCUUACCAUCACCAGGCAGCAGGGAUUGUGCUGCAUCCUCAUGAAUGGCAGGACACGAGUCAAAGGAGUAGCCCGCCACCACGUGUCAAUCGUCGGAAGAGCUACCCGUGUACAGAUGGUGGCUUCAGCGAGGACGAGUGGGACAAGGCAGCUGGAUACCUUAGCAACCACAACGGACCCGAACAAGACCAGGAAGACAAUUUUUGGUCUCAGGCUCUGGAAGAUUUAGAAACAUGUGGACAAUCGGAACUGUUAAGAGAAAUUGAGGCUUCCAUAAUGUCUGGAAGUGAGCUGACUUUGGGGAUUGAAGAUCAUCCGUCACAAUCAAUAAACCAGUCAGCAUUGGAAAAGCUCCAGCAAGAGGCCUCACUGGACUCUAGUGAGAGCCAGGGUGAGUGCCCAGCAGUACCUGCUCUGCUGGGGAAGGACAAAAGAUUGGAGCUGAAGAAGAUUAAAGAGGAGAUUAAGGAAAUAAAAUCACCCAUUCCUGUUGAAUUACACAAGAUCACAAUCCACAAGACGUCCGAGAAUGAGGACUUUGGUUUCAGUAUCUCUGAUGGGCUUUUGGAGAAAGGGGUUUAUGUCAACUUGAUACGGCCCAAUGGCCCUGCUGAUGGCAGUGGGCUUCAGCCCUAUGACCGGAUAUUGCAGGUGAAUCACAUCAGGACAAGGGACUUUGACUGUUGCCUGACGGUACCUCUUAUCUCAGAAUCGGGGGAUAGACUGGACCUAGUGGUCAGCCGGAAUCCUCUGGCUCUGACUACACGCACCAGAUCCGAAGACUGUGAGGGUUCGCGGAAUAGCCACCGCUUCUUGCAGCGGGCGGAGUACAGGGACACCAGGAAGAACACGAGGUCACUGUGAGUGAGAGAGAUGGAUCCAGCCCCCUGCUGCGAGAAAAUUUCCAAAGGUGCUACCCUCUUUUCCAAUUGCACAGUAGCCGACUGCUGUCACUAUAGCGCACUUGGCGAUCCCAGUCGCAGCUGAACUGCUCGUUAUGGAAGGAGCUAAAGAAUUCCACCAAUUGUCCACCUUCCUUAGGAGUCACCAACUGUCCAGCAUUAUCCUGGAGUUUCCAGGAAUUAAAGAAUAAUCACCAUCAUUCUCAGAACAGUCAGAGGGACAUUUAAAAAAAUGUUUAUUAGCUCUAAAUUAUUGGAGAUGGAGUAAAAAGUUGUUUGACCACGCAGAGCAGUUGCAGACAGCUACAUGAAACCCCCAAGAAUGUGUUAGCCAGAGUUGGCAAUCCCAACUCUCCCCUUCCUCUGUAGCUCCACCAUUGAUUUCAUAAUAACAGGAAUCUUACUUUUAUUUUAACUGCUUUUAUUCUAACAUAUGUUUCCACCAACCACCAACCCUUCAAAUUAUUU